Molecule: messenger RNA, 2184 nt
Organism: Benincasa hispida (wax gourd)
Lineage: Eukaryota; Viridiplantae; Streptophyta; Magnoliopsida; Cucurbitales; Cucurbitaceae
Source: RefSeq, a predicted model, not a curated record
GACUUCAUUAUAUAAUGAUAAAAUAAAUAAUCCCAAUUUCGAAUCCAUUCAAGCGUUAGGGUUUUCACUUAGCGAAAUUUCUGGAUUCCAUCUUAUUUUCCUCUCUCGAUUCUGGUAUGCUACACAGGGGCUGAGCCCCUACCUAAUUACGAAGGUUAUAAUUUUCUGGAAAACAUGCUGAUUUGGGGAAGUGUACUAUGCAUCUAGUUAUCUGAAGAUAGAUGUGCUGGGAGGAAUGAUAUUUUUUCUCAUACAAAGUUGUAGUGGUUGCGUCCUGUGCAGGAGAAGAAUCAAAGUGAGGCCCUUCUGUUUAAGGGGCUAAUAUGCCAUCUUAUAUGUCAAAACUACGAGGGCCAGUUAAAUUUCUAGGGUGGGAAGGUGGAUUGAAAAGUUCACUGGAGCUGCUUUUGGGGAAUCAGAAACUAUUGUGUGGCAAUUCUAAUCUAUUUCACUCGGUUCCUUAUUCCUCACUUACAGAGUUGCAUGCUCUCUUAAGACCUGACGCUAUUUCUGGUGCUAGUUCAGAGCUAGUUAAUCACCGGAGGAGUAUCUCAGUUCUUGGGGCAAUUUCUCGCACAUUUUCUAUUCCAUCAGUGUCAAGCCCUGCAUUGCAGACUUGUGGAUAUCAUAUUGAUUGUGCCAUUGCUGAAUCCUAUCAAUAUUCAACUCACAGCAAGUGUCAAGAUAAACCAAUGGCUGCUUGUGGUUCUAGAGCUACACUUGGUGAAUGUUCUCUUGAUAAUUUAAGUUUUAGGAAUGCUGCGUACUUGUCUCCUUCAGCGAUCAGUGCUGGUAUUUGUUUUAACAGUAGAAGUGUUGAUAGCUGUCGGAAAGCCAGUAUGAGUUUGAAAAAUCAAGAGCAGCCUAGCAAUAGUGUUAUAUAUGGAUACUUCACUUACAACGUUGCAAAAAGGUUUUGCAGUAGUUACCUACAAACUGUGUCAGGUGUAAGAGAUCUUCAUAGUUCAUCAACUUCUCAGUUUGCUGCUGGUUCUGCUCCCAAUGUGUCAUUUGAUAAUUCUGCACGGGAGGAACAACUUGCCAAUUCAACUGAUUCAUCUGAACAGAAGAUCUCGAUGGGCAAAUCAUUGAAACUGGUUUCUGGAUCAUGCUAUCUACCCCAUCCCGAUAAAGAAGAUACUGGUGGAGAGGACGCUCACUUUAUCUGUGUAGAUGAACAAGCUAUAGGGGUGGCUGAUGGUGUCGGUGGUUGGGCAGAUCUUGGUGUCGAUGCUGGACAGUAUUCCCGAGAACUCAUGUCUAAUUCGGUUAACGCAGUUCAAGAAGAGCCCAAGGGCUCAAUUGAUCCAGCUAGGGUCUUGGAGAAGGCUCACUCGAAAACAAAAGCCAAAGGUUCCUCCACUGCUUGUAUCAUAGCGCUUACAGAACAAGGUCUCCAUGCAAUCAAUUUAGGAGACAGUGGAUUUAUGGUGGUUCGGGAUGGAUGCACUAUCUUCAGAUCUCCAGUGCAGCAGCAUGAUUUUAACUUCACAUUUCAAUUGGAGAGUGGAAACAAUGGAGAUUUGCCUAGCUCUGGACAGAUUAAUUGUCCCCUUCCCUUAUAUCAAUCUGCCAUUCAAGAUAACAAUAAUACGAAAGGUAGUUCCUCUCCUCACAGAAACCUAUAUAAAUAUGCGAAGAACCUCAUAGAUUAAACAGGUUUGUGACUUCCUCACAUAUGGUUAACUUUAACUUGAACAGAUUUAAUUUGAAGUCCAUACUACCAAAUAAUAUCACGAAUUAGAAAAACUCCACCAAUUAUGGUAUAGAUCUUGGGACUGCUUUGCAAAUGAUCGUUAUUUUGAGUAAAAAUUGAUAUAAGUGGGCUUUUUUCCUCGAACUGCUUAAAUCUCACUUAGUUUUUUGUUAUUUCGUUUUAACUACUAUAUACCAAUGAAAAUGACCUGGGAACUACUAUUCCGAAGGUCCUAGUAUGAGUUGGGGGAAUAAGCAUAUUGUCUUCCCCCGCUCUGCUUGUGGUACAUCUUUUACAUUUCCACGUUAAUAAGGGAAGAGAAAAGGACAAGUGUAGUGUGCUCGUAAUUAUUUGUUGUUUGUUUUUUUCCCAGUUCAUGCUUCACAAUCUUGAAAGAUUGAAUGGUUUUGUUUGUAGAAUGCUAUAUUUUUCAGAAAUAGAGUGAACAGAGUUUGCAACCUUUCAAAAAUGGGAGGUCAUUUACUUAU